Messenger RNA from Symbiodinium sp. CCMP2456, 1602 nucleotides. The record is from the annotation of a GenBank genome assembly. NCBI's taxonomy places the organism in Eukaryota, Dinophyceae, Suessiales, Symbiodiniaceae.
AUGGCCAGCUUGUGUCUGCUGCAGCAGCGCGGGCGCAAGCUGGUACAAGAGGUCGGCUUGGAAGAUGUGGUGGCCGUGGCCUCCACCGCGGAGCAAGAGCUUCGCACAUCGGUUUUUGAGCUUCUGGGCUCCGGUCACCUUUUGGAGGCCAUCAAUGGCGGCUUCUCUCUGGCCACGAUAUCACUCUCUGUCAGUUGCCUGCUGAUCCCCGUGUUUCUCGAAGCCUCUGGCUGCAAGACGGGUGGGGUCCUGUCCUCUGACCGACGAGCUCUGCGUGUCGUCUGGCUUGGGCAGUGGGUCCUCGCUACCAUAGACAUGACGAUUCUUACCCCUGUGUCCUACGACUUGGUGCAACAGCUGGGGUAUGGAGCGGUAUCUUCUGGAUUCUUGCUCUCCGCACCGCAGGUUUUGCAGCCCAUGGGCGCUAUUCUGUCCCGGCUGAUCACAGAAGGCCGGAGCUACGCCUUCUUGCGCCGCUUCAUCGUGAGCGGCCUGUAUCUCCAGGCACUUUUUACAUGGUCUCUCGUGCCAGUACUGCAUCGAUGCAACGCUUGGUCGAGUGAGAUUGUCCUCGGAUCUACAAUUCUGUUGCGAUCUUGUGGAGGGAUGAUGCUGAUGAUAUAUGGAGUGCCACUGAGCACCAUGGUUUACCAGUAUGCAGCCUCUGCCGAGAAGCCUUGUCUGUCCAUCGGCCUCUACUUGGCCAUGAGCCUCGGGGUUUGUUUGGGGCCCCUGGUGAGUUCCGUCCUCUUGACGCUUGGCCAAUACCAGCCCAGCCAGGCGUGCAAUGCUGGCGCACGAGCCGUGCAGCUGAUGGCCCUACUGUGGUCUUGUGAAACCCUACUGGCUGCUGCCCUGCUACCACAGGAGAUUGCAGGAUCCAACGACGAUAGCCACUCGAGGGCGCAAGACCGUGUAGAUUCCCAGAUCGUCGAGGAGCUGCCGAUUUGGCUCCGCAAAGCUUUGGUUGGGCUGACGAUAUUGUUCUCUGCUGGACGUUCUUUGGGCAUCUCAGCUAUCGAGGUUGCCACAGCCUUGCUCCUCGAGUCUCAGUAUGGGUGGACACCGGAGAAAAUUGGAUACGCCUUAGGGGCCGUCUUUGCCCUGACAGCGUCUGCAGGGCUUCUGGUGGCCAUGCUGCGGAACACAUUGCUGUCCGAGUAUGUUCUGAUGCUAUCCCUGGCCUUCUUCAGCAUUGUCGGCUCGUUGCUUUUUUUCGACUUCGGGGGCGGAGCGCUGCAGGGCGUGCACCACAGCUCCCCGUUGUUGCUGAUGACGGCAGAUAUGCUGGUGUAUGCCUGCAUGUUUCAGCUCACUGCCUUCAUGGAGGGCAUUGCGACGCAAGCCGCGGUGCCAGACAGCACCUUCAGCCUGGAAAACUUCAUCGUCGUGCGGAAUCUGGCCAUCCAGAUGCCCCGUGCUCUGGGACCCCUGAUGGCGCGCUGGAUGAUCGAUGCUUUCGGCCGGAACUUCUAUGCUGGCUUUAUGCUCGUCUUGAUGCUGGUGGCGGUGUGGGCUGUCUGCUAUGCAGCAAGCCGUGCCAGAAAGCCCAGUGGGCCGAGUGCCACGGCGGUUUCGAGCGCAGCAAAGGAGGUCUCCUAG